AUGAAGCUCUUACAGAUGAUGCUCAUAAGCAGCCUGGCUGGACUAGUCAUUGCCGGCUGCAAUGUGAACUGGUCACUCAAGCAGGCACGUUGUGCUGGCUACAGUCAGCCUAUCAACGCACUUACGGCAAAAACGGUAUGGGGAGAGAAGUGUCGUGCAUACAGCAAUACAGCGUUGCCCGACUUCCAACCCAUCUCGUGAGUUUUCUGGCCUCCUGCGCCCUGAUUCACUGCUAACGGCCGACUCUACGCCGCAGUGGCAGUGCGGUCAGUGCUACUGUGGAAUGCACGUGAGACGGCUGCCCUACAGAUGUGUGCGCAUAACGAGGCUCGAAGCUCACGUUAAUGACGCACACAUUCAUCACAGAUACGUGGAGGGUAUCAACGGCAUCCCUACUGAGAUCAGCGGUGCUCGUAAGAUUGCCGAUCAGCUCUGCUGGUCACACGACUAGUCAGUCUUGCACCGACUGCGAGACCUGCCACAGUCACUCCAGUGUGUGUGCGUCGAUCAGUCAAUCAUUGCAGACCUUAUGAUGUUGCUCACGAGCGUCCAACCUGUUCACCUCCAGUCGAUGAGUGUACAAGGAUGCGCCCAUAA
This is a messenger RNA of Ceraceosorus bombacis, 597 nucleotides long. NCBI's taxonomy places the organism in Eukaryota, Fungi, Basidiomycota, Exobasidiomycetes, Ceraceosorales, Ceraceosoraceae. The record is from the annotation of a GenBank genome assembly.